AUGUCUGCUGCUGACCUGGAAGCUGAGCUCAAGUGCCCUGUGUGCCUUGGUAUCUACAGGGAGCCCAUGCAGCUGCCUUGUGGACACAACCUCUGCCGCUGUUGUCUGAAUCGUCUCUGCGAGAGCCAGGACCACUGCAGCUGUCCCGAGUGCCGAGCCACGUUUGCCAGGAGCCCGGCUUUGAAGAAGAACCUCAAACUGGCCAACAUCGUUGACUGCUUUCGUGCUACCAGGAAGACCUCCCUUGGCCCAGACUGCGAACAGAAAGAACUGUCACUAGGAGCUGAUGGGAAUCAGAACUACUUUGAGGAGAUUUCUUCCAUGGUUGCCAGCUGCCCAGAGCACAAGAUGCCCUGGGAGUAUUUCUGCCGACAGCAUAAAGCUUGUUUAUGCAGGUUGUGCUUGGAAAGCCACCAAAGCCACAACUGGCAGCAGCUGGAAAAGGCAGCAGUCAGUGGAAGGGCUGUCCUGGCAGAUGAGGUUGCACGGCUGGAGCAGUCUCAAAAUAUGCUGGAUGAUGCUGAAAGUUGGCUCCAGGAUGCACAGGACCAGCUCAGAGCAGACCGUGCCAGGCUAAAGAAGCAAGUAUCUGAGCUUUUCGCCAGUAUCCAGGAAGCAAUCAUAACUGAGGAACGUGACAUUCUGGACUUCAUAACGGCUGAGGAGGACCUUCAGCUUUCCCGACUAGAGGCACGCAUUGGAGAGAUUCUGAGUAAAAAGAAGGCCUCUAACCGUCUCCUUGUGGAGGCACAAGAGCUGGCUAGUAGAAGCAUACCAGACUGGGAGUUCAUCAGAACAUAUCAGAUAACUUUAGAAAAGCUGCUUAAAGCUGAUGUCCAUAUUCAGAGCUUCAGUGUACAGAAGCGAGAACUGGACAGAGCUCUCGUCAGCCAGGUAGCUAAAGAGAGCCAGGUUCUCGUGAAAAAGCUGAGCAAGGUGAUCCGGGACAGUAUCAGCCAAAGCCGGGAGUUGCUGCUGAACCGCCACAGCCAAGGUCGGGCGCAGACUCAGAAAUCGAAGACCCAAACUGCCCGAGCUCCUUCAAGUCUCCAGAGGUCCAGGCUGACCCUGGAUCCCAACACUGCUCACUGCAACCUCAGCUUAUCCAGCGAUCUCUUGUCUGCAGAGUGGGUACAGCAGAGAGUGCCGUGUCCCAGCCACCCCGAGCGCUUCAGGCUGCACCCGCAGGUGCUCUGCUCCCAAGGCUUCGUCUCUGGGUGUCACUUCUGGGACGUGGCUCUGACAGGCACACGGCGCUGGGAGGUAGGGGUCACCUGUAAGGGUCCGGGCCUUUCCUGGGUGGACUCGUGCAUUGCCUGGGCGCUGCGCUGGGACAGUCGCAAGCUCCAAGCAUUUGAAGGCCACAGACGCCACAACAACCCUCAGCUGAGCUCCAUCCAGCAGGCCCCCGGCAGGAUCAGGGUGUGCUUGGACCGUGAAGAAGGCACCCUUUCGUUCUUCGCCGUUGACUCGGAGUCCGCGCCAAGUAUGGAGGCAGGGAAACUGUUGCACGCUUUCCAUAUCAAAGCCAAAUGUGCACUUUUCCCAGGGUUCUACUUAGAAGAGUCAAAAUUGAGCAUCCUACAGUACAGCACCAAAUCAGAACUUGCUUAG
Molecule: messenger RNA, 1614 nt
Organism: Scleropages formosus (Asian bonytongue)
Lineage: Eukaryota; Metazoa; Chordata; Actinopteri; Osteoglossiformes; Osteoglossidae
Product: E3 ubiquitin-protein ligase TRIM7-like
Exons: 1
Coding region: 1-1614 (537 amino acids)
Molecular function (GO): zinc ion binding; protein binding
Source: RefSeq, a predicted model, not a curated record